GUCAUUUCCUUGUCAAGCUCAUUUUGACAAAGCAGAGAAUUUCAGGUCUGAAUCAAGAUAGUAGAAGAAGAAGAAAGAAAGAAUGAAGAAGACUUUUGCAUGUGAUGAAUCAAUGAUCAUCACCAUUCCCAUCGGGAGUCUGAGAGACGCUGGAGAAGGUCAACUGAUGCCGGAAAAGUUUCAGUGCGUGUACAAAGAUUCCUACAAGGUCUUUGCUAUCAAAGGGAAACCUAAACCUCUCGGAGCAGCCCAAGCCAUCGCUGGUGUGUUCAUUCUCGCGCUCGGCCUGAUUUUUAUGACCACAGAAGCGUUCCACUUAAUCUACACUCUGCCCAGCGUUCUGUUUGUGGUCUGUGGCAUCCUGUCCUAUGCAGCUGGACAUUAUCCAAACAUGUACGUGACUAAGCUGUCAUUCUCUCUGAACAUCGUCAGCUUCUUCUGGUCAAUUGCAGCAAUUAGUUUAUGCUUCAUCCAUCUUCAUGUUUCACCAACAGAGAGCUCGAACAAGAUCCAUGAAGGAAUCAAAGGACUGAUUGUGACUCUGCUGGUUGUUGAAAAGUUAAUUGCCCUUUCCUUGAUCUACUGGUUGAGUAAAGCUGUAUGCAGACAACAUUUCAAUACUUUGCCCAUCAUACUGCUGAAACAUGGAGACUGAGGCUUAAUGAAGCUCAACCAGCCAACGAGCAACCACUUAUUUAUGGUACUUUAAAAUCCUUAUUGUAUCAAAAGUGUAACAACCAAUCAUGUCGAAUACCCCUCAAUAUAAAACAUAUAAAGAAUGCAAAAUUAGCUUUUGUUUUCCUUUCAGAAGUAAGUAGCUAAAAAAAUACGUAAGCAUGUGAAUGAGCCAGCACUUGGAUAUAGAUUACCCAUUAUUAUACAGUGGUAUGAAAAGGUUUGGGCACCCCUGAUCAUUUUAAAGAUUUUCCUUUAUGUAUCAUUGGUUG
Molecule: messenger RNA, 947 nt
Organism: Cyclopterus lumpus (lumpfish)
Lineage: Eukaryota; Metazoa; Chordata; Actinopteri; Perciformes; Cyclopteridae
Exons: 6
Coding region: 83-655 (190 amino acids)
Source: RefSeq, a predicted model, not a curated record